This is a messenger RNA of Acipenser ruthenus (sterlet), 2321 nucleotides long. RefSeq names its product cdc42 effector protein 3-like. The record is from RefSeq and is a predicted model, not a curated record. NCBI's taxonomy places the organism in Eukaryota, Metazoa, Chordata, Actinopteri, Acipenseriformes, Acipenseridae. Bases 802 to 1572 code for a protein of 256 amino acids. The transcript is spliced from 2 exons.
CCCGCUCGCUCUCCUCCCUUUUCCUUGUCAUCACUGUCACUCCGGGACUCACUCCCGCACAGUCACACAGCAUCGGUACACCGCGCUCCGUUAACUGCUUUAGUCUGUCUCGUCGCCAUUGCAAGACGCGUGAGAGAGAAUGCAUGACACCUUACUGCGCGUACAGUAAAGAAAAAGGACAAGGAGAUUCACAAUAUAUUGGAACCUUAGAACCACAUCCCUGUGCCACAUUCCGUGAGAUCCUGACGUUCGCGCUUCCCUGCGAGGAGCAAUCGGAAUUCCAGGAGCGCCGGAUGAAAGAAGGGAUUAUUCCCAGCGGGGGGAAGGAGGAUCACCUGCUUUUGUUUUGCUAAGGAUCCCUGCACGCAAUCGCCUCGCUGGACUCACCUAUGAAGGGAAGUUUAGCAAAGUACAGGUCCCUGCUUCCAUUUCAGGAUCAGGCUUAUUAAACCAGUACAAUUGUGUUCAUAAAUAUAUACAUAUAUAUAUAAUAUCCACAGUAGUUGAAUCAAUUCUGCUACAUAGCACUGCUUACUAAUUACUGGGUCGCCAGUUGUCUCUGAUGCUAGUUAUAAAGAUCAACAUUGAUUGAUUAGUGUCACGACCUGAUUUCCUUUCUGCUAAAGAGAUCUGGCUAGUAGAGCUCAGCUUAUUUCUAUUCUUGUCUUUUUAAGGGAAGAACUUCAGUUUUAAAAAGGCUGGGAUCUGAUUCCAGUGGGAAAAACAACCCCCCCCCCCCCCCCCCCCCAAAAAAAAAAUUCUAAAAUCUAAAUUCUGGGUAACAGUGUCAAAGCCAAGAAGAUGCCGGCUAAGACCCCCAUCUACUUGAAAACCUCCACUCCAAAGCGGGGUAAGAAACUCAAGCUGCGGGACGUCCUGUCCGUGGAUAUGAUCAGCCCCCCUCUGGGUGAUUUCCGUCACAGUGCCCAUGUGGGGCCGGCAGGGGAGGGGGACAUGUUCGGGGACGUGAGCUUCAUGCAGGGCAAGCUGGAUUUGCUCCCGGAGACGGGCAGGAGAGCCAGCGAGGAGGCAGCCCAGGGCAGGACUCUCAGAGAUGAGUUCCUGGCUGGGAAAAAGAACCACAGCGGCUCCCUGCUCAAAAGCGCCGUCUCCCUGCCCGCCUUCGGACAGGAGCUUCCUCCGCCCAAGCCUCCCAGGCUGCACCUGGACGACUGCCCGGGCCUGAGGUUCAUGUCGGUGAGCCACUCUGCGGAGACUGGGGUCUGUUUCCGCGGCGACGAGGAGCUGAGUUACUCCACCUCUGUCUCGGCUGGUUUCGGGCACCUGCUGGCUUCCUCCAGCUCGCUCUCUGAGGGUUCCUCCUCCAGCUCCGAGGAGAUGGGGGCAGGCUGUUCCUGCUACGGGCCCCUGGGCCCCAGCAGGGGGCUGAGUCUCGACUCAGAUGCAGGCCUCAGCAACGAGGACCUCCUGAGCGAGAUCAGAGAGCCCGCCGACGUCCCCAAGUCAGAGUCUGUCUUCAAGAUGGAUCUGGACCUGGGACCGUCCAUCCUGGAAGACGUCCUGAGGAUCAUGGACGCCUAUAAGUUGCGGGGCAGGCACUGUGAGCUGUAGACGGGACCUCCGAACCUCCCAUUUUGGGGGUUAAUAAUUGGAAAUGGUCUUUUUGCUUGACGAUCUCAGCGUGUGUGUUUUCAAUCACAAGUCAUUUAUAACAAAACAAAAGAAAAAAAUCCUUUAACAGAUUUCUGUUUUAUAUUGUAUAUUAUAUAUGAGUAUUUAUGAAAGGCGUUUUUUGCUGCCUGCAGUUUUCUCCCAUCUCCUGCAGGGUGCAUCCAAGACGAUCAUGCUUAUAGUGACAUCUAGUGGUGGUUAAGGGGAAGUGCAGCAGGAUAAAACGUGCUACCAGACAAAAAAAACAAAAAGCAAACUUCAACAGAUUGAGAUUUGAAUUACAGAUGAAGUCGGGAACUAUACGCCAACAGUUGGCUGCAGAAAACAAUUAAGACAGAAACGUACAAAAAAAGAAAAAAAAAACACUUGAUUUUAUUUUUUUUGUAUCGAGGGUUUAUCUCUGAAUGCUUCUGCUUUCAUUUGGGCAGUGAAACAAACACAAAAAUGUUAUUCUAAAUCUGCAAACCUGGAAAAAGACGUUGUUCUGUCUGCAUAGUGUAGCAAAUGACUCCGGUCUCUAUUUAUGUUAGAAACUCGCUUUAUCUGGGUUCUGACAGCUUUUUAUUGUGCUUUUUGUGUUGUGUUGUAAUAUGUUGUACUGUAUACAUUUCACCUCAAUGUGAACGGGAGGCAAACGUCUUUUUGUGUCCUUGGGGUUCCUGAACUAAAUAAAAAAUAAAUCAACAAAA